Fimicolochytrium jonesii is the source of this 1675-nucleotide messenger RNA. Its product is annotated as SHQ1 protein-domain-containing protein. The transcript has 10 exons. The coding region runs from base 128 to 1582 and encodes 484 amino acids. The record is from RefSeq and is a predicted model, not a curated record. Gene Ontology annotation, cellular component: nucleoplasm; cytoplasm. Gene Ontology annotation, biological process: box H/ACA snoRNP assembly. NCBI's taxonomy places the organism in Eukaryota, Fungi, Chytridiomycota, Chytridiomycetes, Spizellomycetales, Powellomycetaceae.
UCUCCAACCACACCAAGUACCAUUGUUGAGUUUGUGGAUAUCAGGGGGAGUGUACAGUUAGCUCGAAAAACGAAUUUGACAUUCCCUACGGGCGACGAGGAGACGAGGCAACUAUACAGUCAGCGCAAUGUUGACUCCAGCCUUCACAAUCUCGCAGGACGAUGAGUUCGUCACCGUGGUCUUGAAGUGUCCGUAUGUCAAGGCACAAGAUGUCGAGUUCUAUAUCAGUGACACCGAGUUCAAGUUUUAUAUCAGCCCGUACUUCUUGCGGUUGAACCUCCCGGCGUCGGUAGUGGAGAACGGGCGUGAAACAGCAGCGUAUGAUGUUGACAAAGGCGAAGUCACUGUCAAAAUACCCAAAGCGACGCCCGGGGAGCACUUCCCAGACCUGGAUCUUCUGACGAAGUUAUUAGCGCCGAAGGGACCGUUGCCGCCUGGACUGGGAGAGGGGACGGGGAUAAGUGGUGGUCAAGCGGCGUCGGUCUCAACGAACGAUGCGCCGAGAUCGUUGAUUCAGGUGGUUGGGGAUAUACCUGCAAGUGAUCAGGAUGGGGAUGCGAUGGAUGAAGGGGAUGAAGAAGAUGGUCAGAACUAUCAUUGGGACUUGCCACAAACGUUGCCAAUAGAACCGGAACUGCGGAUCACAAAUCGCUAUGGCUUCAACAACGCGUACAGCGGGAUAGGGGAUCACAUCCGGGAGAUUGCCCAGGAAAUCAUACAGAUCAGCAAUGUGGACGAGUCCACCGCUCAGUCUCGAAGGGAGGAGCGUAUUGCGCAAGAGGAUCUGAAAUUCGAUGAAGAGCAUUACAUAGCAGACUAUCUCAAUAAGGACGAGAUCGACCCUCUGAUUCAAUUCAAACCGGAAUCAUGGAAAGUUCUGAAAAGGAUACAGACCCAACGACGACUCGCGGAGGCGGCCAAAGUCGAGACCGCCAAUGUCGGUUCAAUCCCUUCGAGUGAUCCGUCGUUGACCGAGAAGUGGCUCGCUUUCAGCGAGCAGGAGCAGGAACAAAUGCGGAACCUACCGAAUAAAGAAUAUCUGCUCGACGAUGAGCGCGCAGCAUAUUUGGGGUUGGUGGAUCUCGUCUUUGCAUACAGCUACAACCAUCGGACAACAGAGGGGGAGAACACGGUCGAGUCCCCGUGGACUAUCGCAAUCUUGAGCGCCACACUCUCGUCCUUCGAGACAUUUGGCACCCUCCGGGAAACCUUAAUAGCGUCCGUCCGCCGCUCUCUGGCGUUCCCACUGUACCGGUCCUUCGCGCUAGCCACGCGAUGCAUUGAGGACACGGCAGCGAUGUUCAAAUUGGGCAAACGGGCUCUGUUGAAAGCCGUUUUGCAGAUCCAAUCGUUGGUGGGCUCUGAUGACAGGAUGUAUAUCUUGCGAAAGAUAUGGAUCGAUGACUACGCCGUGUGGAUUCAGCAGGCGAGCGAGCGGAAGAUUCAGUCGUUGGCCAGCGAGCUGAAUCACAUUAGCCUUAAGAAAGACGAAAUAGGAUGGGAUCUCGAAAAGUUAGAGCAACUUGCAAACGAUAUGCCCCCCGAAGAUGCAGACCCUGAAGGGCCUCAAAUGAUGCUGUAAGCCGUCAAAAGCGCAUUCCAGCGAUCGCUGGAUUCUCAGGCGGCGCACCAAAUCCGGAACUUAUUCCACAAAACGAACAUCAUAUGUCCACUC